Molecule: messenger RNA, 4033 nt
Organism: Corythoichthys intestinalis (scribbled pipefish)
Lineage: Eukaryota; Metazoa; Chordata; Actinopteri; Syngnathiformes; Syngnathidae
Gene: rapgef3
Product: Rap guanine nucleotide exchange factor (GEF) 3
Exons: 27
Coding region: 412-3009 (865 amino acids)
Biological process (GO): Ras protein signal transduction; positive regulation of GTPase activity
Cellular component (GO): plasma membrane
Molecular function (GO): guanyl-nucleotide exchange factor activity
Source: RefSeq, a predicted model, not a curated record
AUAUACUCACUUUCCAUAUAAAGGGUUAAAGCUCAUCUUUAAUAGUAUCAUUUCAUAUCCAUUGUUCUAUUGUAGAGCGUAGGAAUGCUGAAAGUCGUGUCAAACUUCAAAUAUUUUUUAACCUGAUUGUACCAAAGGACGCGUGUGCCAAAGCGUGCACUCUGCAUGCCACUCCUGUUCUGUGACUGCAGGAUUGUCUCAAGUGACGUAGUGCUAGCACGACGACCUGGCCAAGCACAGCAGAGUCGACUCCGACUUCGGAAUACAUGAUCAUAUGAGGUUCGGUAGCGAUAUGGUCCCGUUUCGUCCCAAUGACAGUUUGAGGCGCGGGAGUGUGCCUCAUGCGCUCUUCGUGUGACUGGGGAAACUUUUCUGAUUUUCUUCUGGUCUACUGCGUCGAUGUGAAACAAGAUGCAUUUGUUUAGGAGUUACAAUUAUCAAGUGUUCCCGGACCGAGGCUCUGUAAACACGCCGACCAUACGAGGCAUCAGCUGGACUCCACUUCCAGAGGCGCUGGACUCAAAAGACACAAUGAAGCAGUUCCUCUCAGAUCGUGUGGUGAAGGCUGCAAGGUCGGUGUACAAAGUCAUGGUCACAACAAAUCCCGGGUUGAUCCGAGAUAGGAAGCAUCACCUCAAAACUCAUAGACAAUGUUGCUCUGGUAAGGAACUCGUGGACUGGCUGAUGGGACAGAAUGAAGGCCUGCAGUUGAGAAGCCAGGCGGUUGGAAUAUGGCAGGUCCUUGUGGAUGAAGGAGUCUUGGUUCAUGUGAAACACGAGUUGAACUUUCACGACAAAGACACACAGUUCUACCGCUUCCUGGACUCUGAGUUCGGACCAAACCACCUAAAAAAGGACUCGGAGGACGAGCUGCAGGAAAGCCUGUCGCUCCUCUCCCAGCUGGGGCCCGAUGCCCUGCUAACAAUGAUCCUACGCAAAUGUCCAAACCAGAGGAGUUCUGAGGAGCUGGAAGUCAUCUACGAGGAGCUUCUCCAUGUCAAGGCCGCCGCUCAUCUUUCCACCUCGGUGCGGAAGGAGCUGGCAGCUGUGCUGGUGUUUGAAUCACAUGCUAAGGCCGGAACCGUCCUGUUCAGUCAGGGGGACAAAGGCACUUCCUGGUACAUCAUCUGGAAAGGCUCAGUAAAUGUGAUCACCCAUGGGAAGGGUCUGGUGACUACUCUGCACGAGGGCGAGGAUUUCGGGCAGCUGGCCUUGCUGAAUGACGCCCCCCGCGCCGCCACAAUCAUCCUGAGGGAAGAUAACUGCCACUUCUUGCGUGUGGAUAAACACGACUUCAUACGAAUUCUUAAGGAUGUAGAGGCCAACACAGUGCGAUUGGAGGAGCAUGGGAAAACUGUGCUAGUGCUGGAGAAAUGUGCCCAUCCACCUGAGCAGGGAGGAGCUGGAAACAAGUGUACUGUAAUGUCUGGAACGCCAGAGAAGAUCCUGGAACACCUCUUGGAAACAAUUAAGGUGGACUCCAAUGGAAACGAACCAAUCGAUUCGUGUGUGAGCGACUUUCUGCUCACCCACAGAGUAUUCAUGCCCUCCAGUCAGCUGUGUCCUGCACUCCAGCAUCACUACCAAGCGGAGCUCUCUGACGGUUCUGAGCAGGAGAAGACUGCCUACAUUCUCAACACUAAGCUCAAAGUGGUGAAGCUGAUUGGCUUGUGGGUAGCGCUUUAUGGCCUUCUGCUAAAAGAAGACCCCAUUGCCUCAACCUUUCUGGAGCAGAAGCUGAAGAAGGACAUUGGAGCUAAUUUUCGUUUGUCUAGCGUGCUGAAAGAUCAGUUCCGGGACAGAAGAAGAACAAAAGUGUUGGAGAAUGGAUACCACUCAUUGGGCAGGAACUACUCGUUUGACUGGUUCCCACAGAGUGAAGAGUCCAUGGCACGGAUACAUCCAAUCAGAGCGCAGGAUAAAGUGUUGUAUGAGAUUUACACGCCAGAUCACCAGGCUCUCACACCAAUGCUGCCAGUCAACACGUCCGUACAAGAAGUGAUGCUCUCGCUGGUUCAACCCGGAGGUGAUCAUGUGCUGGUCAAGAUGAACUCCUCAGGAGAAAGAGUUGAGUUGAAAUUGGAUGCCACUGCUGUGUUUACUGCGCUGGGACUCAAUGAGAGACUCUUCAUCUGCUCUAGUGGGCAAGUGGAAAAACUGACGCCCCUGAAAGAGCAGCAGGGUCCGGAGCAAACAGGUGCCAACACACUUCAGCACAUGUGCUCUAAAGACAUUGCCAGUGAACUCACCAACUAUGACUGGGAACUGUUCACCGCCAUGCAUGAGUUAGAGCUCAUCUAUUACGUAUUUGGACGUAAAAAAUUCCCAGGAGCCGUGACGGCCAACCUGGAGCGCUUUGUGCGUCGCUUCAAUGAGGUUCAAUACUGGGUGGUGAGCGAACUUUGCCUUUGUGAAGACCUUGUCAAACGAGCCGUCCUGCUGAAGAAGUUCAUCAAGAUUGCUGCAGUAUUAAAGGAGCAGAAGAAUCUCAACUCCUUCUUUGCCGUGAUGUUCGGUUUGAGCAACAGCGCAGUGCAUAGGCUUUACAAGACCUGGGAGAGAAUAUCCAGUAAGACAAAAAGGAUCUACUGUGCCUACGAGAGGCUGAUGGAUCCUUCACGUAACCACCGGGCCUACAGGCUGGCUGUGGCCAAGCUAAGCCCACCUUACAUCCCCUUCAUGCCUCUCAUACUCAAAGACAUGACAUUCAUCCAUGAAGGAAAUCCCAACUUUGUGGACCGACUGGUCAAUUUUGAGAAGAUGCGCAUGAUUGCCAAGACUAUGAAAAUGGUGCGACUCUGCCGGAGCCAGCCUUUUGUACCUUCAUCGCCUCAGAGGGGACUUGCAGAUCGAAUGUUUUUAGAAAGCCCUGCUACCCGCAUAUCUACGUACUCGGACCACAUCCUUCCUCUGCGGAGUCCCAGCAACAUCCGACACUACAUUCAGAACUUGAGCGUGAUCGACUGCCAGCGCAAGCUAACAGAGCUGUCGAGGACAAUAGAAUGCUAGCAGCAACACUGUCGUUUAAAAAUGGUGAACUGUGCAAACAAAUACUCCACAUUUGUUGGAGUAACAGCGCCUCUGGAUUCGCUGUUGAACUUUGUUGUCAUGGAGACUCACAGUCCGGCCUUCCGGGUUUUAGUUACCAUAUACAGUAUAAAUUUAUGUACACUGCAGUCACACAAUUUCACAAAAGGCCUGAAGAACAUAUGUUUGGCUUCCACUAUUCGGUCAAUUAUUUAUGCACCAAGGAUCACAAAUCAGUACAUGCACUGUGCACUGUAUAAGCAUAUUAUUUCUUACGUUUUUCUGAAUAAAUUAUUUUCCCAAUGAGUUGCAUUUAGUUAAACCACAGAGAAAUUGUUAAAAAGGAGAAUAGUUUAUUUAAAAUACAAACCAUACAAGGUAGAAAUGUAAAAAUGUGAAAUCAUAACAGGAACAAAUUGAGCUCCAAAGACGCUCCCAUUCCUCUCCAGCAAAAAUAAAACACAAAUCCCCAAUAUGGGGUGAGGAAAUUCACAAGUUAACAUUUUGAUUCAGAAAUACUCUCCUAAGUCAUAAAUAUGUACAACCUCUUUUAGGAAAAGAAAAAGGACAUGCCAAAAAAUGAAAAAAAAAAAUACAAUAAAGAGGGAGAGGGAGGCAGUGUCUUCACAUGAUGAAACCAUGAAAGGAGUUCAACACUAUCCUUAUAAAUAAUGGCUUGACAUUAGGAAGAGUUUUGUAGAUCAUUUGACAAACAUUGAAUCACUAUAGGAUACGGGAGGGAGAAGGUGGUGUUAAAUGAGGCAAACCAAUGUGAGCAAUGUGCUUAGGAACACAGAUGUUUGGAUAGACGCAACCAUACAGCGCAUUAUUUAUCAUGUCGGCUCUCCGAGGUUGGUAUUCUGCAUCCGUGCAACAAAGUGGAGACAAAUUAAUUCCAAGUGUAGAAUCGGCAAAGAACCUGAACCAUAAGAUAUGUGCUUUUUGCUAUAACAUUUACUACAGAGCUCUGGCUUGUCACAAUUAAAAUAACACAAAAAAAAAAAAA